Bipolaris sorokiniana ND90Pr is the source of this 2543-nucleotide messenger RNA. RefSeq names its product glycosyltransferase family 1 protein. NCBI's taxonomy places the organism in Eukaryota, Fungi, Ascomycota, Dothideomycetes, Pleosporales, Pleosporaceae. The record is from RefSeq and is a predicted model, not a curated record. The coding region runs from base 20 to 2371 and encodes 783 amino acids. The transcript is spliced from 10 exons. Gene Ontology annotation, molecular function: UDP-glycosyltransferase activity; hexosyltransferase activity. Gene Ontology annotation, biological process: carbohydrate metabolic process.
CGAUUUGUUAACGUUAACAAUGACAUCGGAUGCUGCAGAUUUCAAACAUCUCAACCCCCCAUCAGAUGAGAUGGACUUUGCUUGGGACAAACCUCCCCCCUAUGAGCUACACUCCUCCAGUACUCUCCUCAAUAGCUCGUGUAUAGUGCAAGCUGAUGGGACGCUGAAUAUCGACCUUGCCUCCUCAGCCCCAUCUGAACUUGAACAGUCGCUUCCUAUACACCCACCAACAGGACUCGAACCAGACGUGAAAAUCCCUAGACGGUGUCCGCGAUUGAGCAUUAUCGUGCAGGUGGUGGGCAGUAGAGGAGAUGUGCAGCCAUUUAUCGCCCUAGGAACCGCUCUUCAACAAUAUGGGCAUCGUGUACGGUUGGCAACUCAUGACGUAUUCGCAGAUUUCGUGCGAAAGUCGGGUUUAGAAUUUUAUCCUAUUGGCGGCGACCCGGAGGAGUUGAUGUCUUAUAUGGUGCGCAAUCCUGGCCUACUUCCAUCUCUCAAUUCUUUGAAAGGAGGCGACAUUUCACGAAAGCGGCGCAUGAUUCACGAGAUGUUGCAAGGUUGCUGGAACUCUUGCGUCCUCCCAGACCUGGUGUCACAUGAACCUUUCGUUGCAAACGCAAUCAUUGCGAAUCCACCAUCUUUCGCACAUGUACAUUGUGCGCAGGCUUUAGGAAUUCCUGUCCAUAUGAUGUUCACGAUGCCCUGGACGGCGACGCGUGCAUUUCCACACCCGCUCACAAACGUGAAAGCGAGGGAUAUACAGCAGUCGCAAGCGAAUUAUCUUAGCUAUGGCCUCGUCAAUAUGAUGACUUGGCAGGGGCUGGGUGAUGUUAUCAACCUUUGGCGAACCAAGGACCUUGGAUUAGAGCCCGUUCAUCCGAGCAUGGGUCCCGAUCUUGUUGACUGGUUGAGGUUACCUGUCACCUACUGCUGGUCGCCAGCACUAGUUCCAAAACCUCAAGACUGGGGUUCAAAUAUUGAUAUCUGUGGGUUUUUCAUGCGGGAAGAAACUGUAUACACACCGCCUGAAGAGCUUUCGAGAUUUCUGCGUGCGGGCGCCGUCCCUCUGUACGUUGGAUUCGGUAGCAUAGUUCUGGAGAAUGCGAAGAGAACAACCGAAAUCAUCCUUGAAGCUUGUAGGAAAGCCGAUGUGCGGGUCGUUAUUUCGAGGGGAUGGAGCAAAUUAGGGGGAAAUGAUCCGAAUACAGAAAAUGUCUUCUACUUAGGAGACUGCCCUCAUGAGUGGCUUUUCAAGCAGGUCUCUGCUGUCGUACAUCAUGGCGGAGCAGGUACGACAGCCUGCGGCCUAUACAACGCUCGGCCGACAGUCAUAGUACCUUUUUUUGGCGAUCAACCCUUUUGGGGCAACGUCGUUGCCAGCAAUGGCGCUGGACCAGCCCCAAUACCACACAAGUCUAUGAGCAGCCAGAACUUGGCAGACGCAAUCGAGUUCUGCCUAUCAUCUGAAGCUCAGCGGGCUGCUCGAGCCGUCGCAGAUCAUAUGCGCUGCGAGAAUGGGGUUGAUAUGGCUGUGCGGUCAUUUCAUCGUCAUGUCAACUCCUCGACCAUGAGCUGUGACAUGUCACCUCAAGAUGCCGCAGACUGGGUUUGCCGUUCACCAGAAUCAGGAUUAGAUAUGAAACUAUCACACGCUGCCUUGAGAAAUUUAACCUCUAGUGGACAACUGAAGCUUGCAAAUGCAAUUCCGUAUCGGCCAAAGGAGUACAGCAUGGAACUUGAAAGGUGGGACCCAUUGACCGCAGGUGCAUCAGCUUCCCUUGGCAUUGUGACUGAUUUCACGUCCGCACUCGGAGGUACCUUCGUCAAUCCUUUUAAGAAAGUUAGGCAAGCUCGACUUGCGGGUAGUGGUGGUGCGUCAUCUAGCUUAGCAGCAGCUGGUGCUGUGGGCCAAGGCGUCGCAGCGAUGGCAUCUAGCGUAGGCAAAGGCGCCUUUGUUAGCAUGCCUUUGGCACUUGCAGAGGGGUUUAGGUAUGCCCCAAAGCUUUAUGGCGAUGAUGUCAAAGAUCACGGUAAAGUAAAGGACUGGAAGAGUGGAGGGAUUGUUGCUGCGAAGAAUUUUGGAACCGGUUUCUACGAGGGACUUACGGAUAUUGUUACAAAGCCUCGGGAUGGUGCAAAGAAGGAAGGUGCCCUUGGGUUUAUGAAAGGUGUAGGCAAAGGUUCGUUGAAUAUGGUAACAAAACCUGGAAGCGCAAUGUUUGGAUUGAUGGCAUACCCUGCACAAGGAAUCUACAAGAGCAUAAAGAGUUGCAACAAGAACACUGUCCCAGACAAAAUUUGGGCUGAGAAAAUUGCAUGUUUUCGCUGCCAAGACCCCAUCGCAAAACCAUCAGUGCCGAAGAGUGGCUGAAGCCAAUGGCUAGAUGCGAAAUAGAUUGGACUGCGGGUAGUUGACCACCCACAUGCCAGUCAGGUUGAUCUUGAGUCAUCAUGAUUUGCACGCCACAUGCAUGCAAUAGCCUUCAAAUCCACCUUCACUCCCUAAUCUCCAUAGUCUUUGCAACCAGGUCACGAAUUUCGCU